AAAAUAUUAAAGAUAGUUGACUAUAAGAAUAAUCAGUCAUUAGCCCAACAAAUAUCCCACCUCUCGUUUCAAACCCGCUGUUGCUGAGCAUGUCUUCUUCUUCCCUUGGUCAAGGAUAACAUCUACAGGGCUUCUUCCCUCUUCCCCUUCUCCAUGCAAGGAUGGAGGGACUGCUUCCUUUGAUCUACCGAACCAUCAAGAGAAAGAAGAGCAGGCGUUACUACAGGUGCCUCUCAUCAGGUGAUGCAGCAGCAGCGUUCGGCGUCGCUGAGUCGGGCUCCGACGGCAGCACGUGCAUGAUACCGCCGCCGGAGACCCACAAGGCAGCGCUUGAGAUGGCUCAGCUUGACAUUGACAAGCGCACGUCGACGACUAUCCCCGUCCCAUCGGAUAAGCUCUGGGGCUCCGACCAAGGGCGCAGCCAUGGCCACCAUCGUAGGUACGCUUCGCUGCAGGAGUUCUCACAUGUCUCGUUCAUGGAAACGCCACCUCCGCCGACCAGGUUCUCCAGGGCGAGGAGCCAUCGCGUGCUGGCUUGCAUCAGUGGAGGAUGAGAACUUGGAAUCAGAUAUCACAUGCAGAGAGAGCUCUCCUCAACGAACGAAGUGGCAGAAGGAUGAUGUUUUCUUACCUCGUGACCAAGUAAAUCUGAUGAAGGCACGUCUGCAAUCUUUGAGAAUUCAAAACUAUGUGCAGUUUGAUGUUGCUAACAAGCUUAGUUCUUCAAAUUACCUAAGUCCAAUUUGGUUUUGUAGCAUGAUUUUUGCAAGUCUAUGUCAGAUGACAGGUAUUAGAGUUCUUUGGUUCGAUCAUGAGAGUUGGAAGUUAAUGUUCAAAUAUUCGUAAACUAUACUUUCUAGUUU
Molecule: messenger RNA, 863 nt
Organism: Musa acuminata subsp. malaccensis (wild Malaysian banana)
Lineage: Eukaryota; Viridiplantae; Streptophyta; Magnoliopsida; Zingiberales; Musaceae
Source: RefSeq, a predicted model, not a curated record